Molecule: messenger RNA, 555 nt
Organism: Aspergillus costaricaensis CBS 115574
Lineage: Eukaryota; Fungi; Ascomycota; Eurotiomycetes; Eurotiales; Aspergillaceae
Product: ADP-ribosylation factor family protein
Exons: 5
Coding region: 1-555 (184 amino acids)
Biological process (GO): vesicle-mediated transport; intracellular protein transport
Cellular component (GO): cytoplasm
Molecular function (GO): GTPase activity; GTP binding
Source: RefSeq, a predicted model, not a curated record
AUGGGUGGUCAAGUGUCCAAGAUUAUGGGGAAGAUUUUCGGUACGAAGGAGAUGCGAAUUUUGAUGCUGGGUUUGGAUGCUGCUGGAAAGACCACAAUCCUCUACAAAUUGAAGCUCACCAAUCAGGACGUCACCACUAUCCCUACCGUCGGUUUUAACGUUGAAAGCGUCACCUACAAGAAUGUCAAGUUCAAUGUUUGGGAUGUUGGUGGACAGGACAAGAUCAGACCCCUCUGGAGACACUACUACUCUGGUACACAAGGAUUGAUUUUCGUCGUGGACUCCAGCGACACUGCUCGUUUGGAAGAAGCUCGCUCCGAACUUCACAAGAUUAUCAACGAUCGCGAAAUGAAGGAUGCUCUUCUGCUGGUCUUUGCCAACAAGCAGGAUGUUCAAGGCCACAUGAGCCCCGAGGAAGUUACUCAAGCGCUACAGCUCACCAAGUUGAAGGAUAAGCUGUGGUACGUUGCUCCAAGUGUCGCAACGGAGGGAACUGGUAUCUUUGAGGGCCUGGCAUGGCUCUCCAACAACGUCAAGACGCAACCUCAGAAAUAA